Molecule: messenger RNA, 1467 nt
Organism: Penicillium hordei
Lineage: Eukaryota; Fungi; Ascomycota; Eurotiomycetes; Eurotiales; Aspergillaceae
Product: glycoside hydrolase family 1 protein
Exons: 2
Coding region: 1-1467 (488 amino acids)
Biological process (GO): carbohydrate metabolic process
Molecular function (GO): beta-glucosidase activity
Source: RefSeq, a predicted model, not a curated record
AUGGAUUUAAACUCAGUGCAAGAUCUCAAGAAUGUACUUCGUCCUGACUUCUUCCACGGCUACGCCACAGCAGCAGCCCAAAUAGAAGGCGCCUGGAACAAGGACGGCAAAGGCGUAUCAAUCUGGGAUACAUUCGGCCACACACCAGACAAAAUCGCCGAUGGAAGUACAGCCGAUGACGCCGUCCGAGCUUACGACUUUUACCGCGAAGAUGUGGCACUCAUGAAGUCCUAUGGUGUAAACGCCUACCGCUUCUCUCUAUCCUGGUCUCGUAUCAUCCCCCUCGGUGGCCGCGACGACCCCGUCAACGAACUAGGAAUCAAAUUCUACUCCGAUCUCAUCGACGAACUCCUCCGCAAUGGAAUCACCCCCUUCCUCACCCUAUUCCACUGGGAUAUCCCCCAAGCCCUAGAAGAUCGGUACGGUGGCAUGCUGAACCAGGACGCCUAUACGCCGGACUUUGUGCGCUACGCCCGCGUCUGCUUCGAGCGCUUCGGUGACCGCGUCAAGCAUUGGAUUACAUACAAUGAGCCGGGCGUCUAUACCCUCGCCGGUUAUGCAGCGGGUGUCCACGCGCCAGGUAGAUCGUCCUUCCGUGAGCGCAAUACCGAGGGUGAUUCAUCCACAGAGCCGUUCACCGUCGCGCAUACUGAACUCGUCUCGCAUGGCCAUGCUGUGCGCUUGUACCGGGAGGAGUUCCAACCCCAGCAGAAGGGAACUAUUGGCAUCACGCUGCAUGGCAAUUGGUCCGAGCCGUGGGAUGAGGAGGACCCACGCGACCAAGAGGCUGCGGAGCGUGCGCGCGAGUUCGAGAUUGCUUGGUUUGCGGAUCCGUUGUACAAGACAGGUGAUUAUCCUGCAUCUAUGCGGGCGCAGCUCGGUGACCGGUUGCCGAGGUUCACGGAAGAGGAAUCGAAGCUUGUGCUUGGGAGCUCGGACUUCUAUGGCAUGAAUAGCUACACGACUUUCUUUGUGAAGCAUACAACAUCUACGCCUGAUAUCAAUGAUCACAAGGGCAAUGUGGAGAUCUUUGAUGAGAAUAAGCAAGGUGUGUCUCGUGGGGAGGAAAGUGACACCCUGUGGCUGCGGGCUGCGCCCGGGGGAUUCAGGAAGUUGUUGAAUUGGAUCUAUAAGCGAUACCAGAUGCCAAUUUAUGUCACUGAGAAUGGUACUACCGCCAAGGGUGAAACAGCCCCCACACCUGAGGUUCUUAAUGAUGAGUUCCGCAUCAAGUUCUUUGAGGGCUAUGUCGGCAAUGCGUUGGCGCGGGCUGUGAAGGAAGACGGAGUUGAUAUCCGGUCUUACUUCGCUUGGACAUUCACUGAUAAUUGGGAAUGGGCCGCUGGGUAUGCGGAUCGCUUUGGUUCCACAUUUAUCGACUAUGAGUCUGAAGAAAAGACUCGCUAUCCCAAGCAGUCUGCGUAUUACCUGAACAAGUUGUUCAAGCAUUUGAUUAACGAUGCAUAG